CCCCCCCCUCGUAUCGAACGAGCAGAAAGAGAGGAGGGGCCCUUGCGGGUUGGCCUUCCGCCAGGCUCCCUCUCUCCCCCUUUCCAGCCUCUUCCUCCACGCGAUGCGGACGAGGAAGGCGGGACGGUGACCGGAUGGCCGGAUCCUCGAAGAAGACCCGGCUGCUGAAGCGCGACGAGGUCCCGCCGUACCUCCGCUUCAACCGGUACAUCCACACCGGAUACCGGCCGUCCGAUCUCACGUGGCGGGAGUGCCUCGUCAGCCUGACGUAUUUCCACAAUGAGACCGUGAACAUCCUCACUCACCUGGUGGUGAUAUUCCUGUCGGCCUGGGGCCUGUACGUCCUGCCGCCAUGGGAGGAGAUCACCCUGCCGUACUUCCCGGCCAUCCUGUCCAUCGGGGUGAUGUCGCCGUGGCUGGGGAGCAGCAUCUACCAUCUCUUCAUGAACCAUCACCUCGGGGAGUCGCUGUACCAGACGCUGCUGCACAUCGACAUGCUGGGGAUCUGGAUCACGCAGACCGUCGGGGCGAUCCCCCAGAUGGUGGCAGCCACGCGAUGCCUCCCCUGGACCCUUCGCUGGAGCAUCUUCACGCUCUACACCCUCCUCUCCUUCUACGCUCUCGUCAAGGUGCUUCGGGCGACGGACGCGUGGGCUCGGCGCCUGGCCUUCCAGCUCCUCUUCAUCGCGCGGGUCUGCCUGCUGCUGCUGAGGGUGUCGCCUUACGGCGGGGGGCACCCGGACGUCGCCUUGCACGUCCUGUGCCAGGUCGGUGGCCCCGACGAGGGAAGCCGUUCUGCUCGUCGGAAGCGUGGUUUCGGCGACUCGGAUCCCCGAGAGAUGGUGGCCAGGCGCUUUCGACUACUGCUGGAAUUCCCACAACAUCAUGCACCUCCUUGUGAUCGUGGCCAUGUACCACCUGACCGUAUCCGGCGGAUACGACCUGGCCUGGCUGUCGAAGAACCCCCGCGGUUGCCCCCUCUCCGUCUCGCCCCGACACUGACCCUUGUGAUACACCGAUCGUCUCGUUCACCCCCGGUGCUCCUUUCUGGGACCAUUUUAUUUCAUGCAUUCAUUUCUAUCAUAGGUGUUGUCUCAUUGCUGUUGAGUGAAGUGGCUGCACUGUAUUCGUCCACGUCAAAUGUGAUAGACCUGAAUCCGUCAAACUUUGAUGCCAGAGUACUACAGUCUGAUGAAGUUUGGGUUGUUGAAUUCUAUGCUCCCUGGUGUGGCCACUGCCAAUCUCUUGCACCAGAAUAUCAGAAAGCAGCCACAGCCCUCAAGGGUGUAGUCAAAGUUGGUGCUGUGGAUGCAGCUGAGCAUACAGGUCUAGGUGGCCAGUAUCAAGUACAAGGGUUUCCAACCAUCAAGAUCUUCCAUGGGAAAGGACAAAAGCCCACUGACUUCCAGGGCUCACGAACUGCUCAAGGCAUUGUGGAUGCUGCUCUGAAGGCACUCAAAGACAAGACUUAUGAAAGGCUUGGCAUGAAGUCUGGAGGUGGUGGGAAUGGAGGAAAGACCGGAGAUGUCAUUGAAUUGACUGAUAGCAACUUUGAUGAAACCAUCUUCAGUUCAGAGGAUAUUUGGUUGGUGGAAUUUUAUGCUCCUUGGUGUGGACACUGCAAGAACCUUGCUCCUCAUUGGGCAAAAGCUGCCUCUGAACUCAAGGGCAAGGUGAAAUUGGCAGCCAUUGAUGCCACAGCAAAUCGGGAGAAAGCAACUGAAUAUGGCAUCCAGGGGUUCCCUACAAUCAAGUUCUUCCCAGCUGGUAAGAAAAAGGGAAGCCACAGUGCUGAAGAGUACACAGGAGGACGGACCAGUGCAGAUAUUGUUGCAUGGGCUUUGGAAAAAUAUGAGGUCAAUGUGGAGCCUCCUGAGAUAAUAGAGUUGAUAGAUGCAUCAGUGCUGAAGGAAGCAUGUGAGGAACAUCCACUAUGUGUCAUCUCCAUUCUGCCAGAUCUCCUUGAUUGCCAAUCAAAAUGCCGCAACAAAUACCUGAAAACCCUUCGGGAUCUUGGAGAAAAGUUCAAACAGAAGAACUGGGGUUGGGUCUGGACAUCUGCUCUGUCACAGCCAGCUGUUGAGAAAGCUCUUGACUUGGGUGGAUUUGGCUACCCAGCCAUGGCUGUUCUGAAUCAGAAGAAAAAGAAAUUCUCAACCCUUCGUGGCUCAUUUGACAGCACUGGCAUCUAUGAAUUUCUUAGGGACCUCUCAUAUGGGAAGGGAAUAACAGCCUCCCUGCAAGAUGAUGGAUUGCCUAAGGUGGUUGCUGUUCCUGCUUGGGAUGGACAGGAUGCUGUUAUGGAAGUGACAGAUGACAUCGACUUGUCUGAUGUCAUCUUGGAUGACCUGGAUGCAAAGGAUGAGCUCUAGACAUUUGAGUUGCCCUCCCCCUUCCAAGCCCCCCCCCCCUUGAGUGAUUUUUGUCUCAGUGAAAUUUGUGAUAUGGACCCAGACAUGGCUGCAAAGCAUUUUCUGAUGUGAGUCCUCCUAUUCCACCAGAAGCUUUCUUCCCUUUGUGACCUAUUACUGUUUGGAGGAUCUCUUGCUUGGGAAAUAAAAAAUCGUUUGUUCCUUCUACUUUUGAGGGUCCUGUGGGGAAAAAAAUGAUUAAAAGGAUGUGCAUUCCUCUCAGUUGUCUGUCAAUUUCCAGUCUUUUUCUAUGUGCAAC
Molecule: messenger RNA, 2670 nt
Organism: Darwinula stevensoni
Lineage: Eukaryota; Metazoa; Arthropoda; Ostracoda; Podocopida; Darwinulidae
Source: the annotation of a GenBank genome assembly